Molecule: messenger RNA, 1005 nt
Organism: Knipowitschia caucasica
Lineage: Eukaryota; Metazoa; Chordata; Actinopteri; Gobiiformes; Gobiidae
Source: the annotation of a GenBank genome assembly
AUGGAAAAACGUGCAACCGGUGCUAAAAACGCAAUACCCGUCAGUAGAGACAUAGAUGGAGACAACGAUGAAGAUAAUUCUCGUAUUUCCCGUGACGAUUCCACUGUGAACGACACCGCCAGAGCCAGAUGGACUCUUCUACGACAGGUGUUGCGUAAAAAGCAGGUCGACUCUCCUGAGAUGAAGCAGGUGUCAGUGCGCAGAUUUUCCAGUUUUGACCUUUUCAGCAGGAAGAGAACUGUCAUUCAUGAGACAAGCAAUACCUCAGAUGACCAAUGGGUGGAGUACCGCAGUGUAUCUCUUCCUAAGUACAGUGCCUUACUAAGAGUUCAUUUGGGGCCCCUCAAAGUCAAUGAAGUGCUGAAUAGUUUUGACAACACCGGUAACGUCUGUGUGUGGCCGUCUGAAGAGGUGAUGGCUCACUUCUGUCUGCAGAAGCGUACCGUGUUCAAGGGCGCCGUGUGCGAGCUAGGAGGAGGGAUGACUUGUCUGGCUGGUCUCAUGGUUGCCAUUUGUGCUGACGUGAGGGAAGUUCUUCUAUCUGAUGGGAAUGAGAAGUCUAUUCACAAUGUGCGGGAGCUGGUGGACAAAAAUAGGCAAUCUGGGGUCUUCAGCUCCACAAGUGUGUCUGCCAGGGUCCUGCGAUGGGACUGCGAUUCAGACAUCUCACCGCUGGAGGGUCACUUUGACGUGGUCAUGUGCGCUGACUGUUUGUUCCUGGACCAGUUCAGAGCCAGCCUGGUUGAUGCUAUAAGAAGAUUACUGCACCCCAAAGGCACCGCGCUGGUCUUCGCUCCACGCAGAGGUCAGACUCUUGCUCUUUUCUGUGAUCUGGCCCAGCAGGCCGGACUGGUCAUCUCUCAACACCAGCAGUACGACCCCUACGUCUGGGACAUGCACUUAAAGAUGAUGAAAGAAGGAAAAGAAGCCUACGAUGAGAACAUCCACUAUCCCCUGCUCCUCACCUUGACCAAAGGACCUCAAACUGUCAGCUCCUUCAAGUGA